Messenger RNA from Hippoglossus stenolepis (Pacific halibut), 1146 nucleotides. It is a transcript of the gene dbx2, whose product is annotated as developing brain homeobox 2. NCBI's taxonomy places the organism in Eukaryota, Metazoa, Chordata, Actinopteri, Pleuronectiformes, Pleuronectidae. Gene Ontology annotation, molecular function: DNA binding; DNA-binding transcription factor activity, RNA polymerase II-specific. Gene Ontology annotation, biological process: regulation of transcription by RNA polymerase II. The transcript is spliced from 4 exons. Bases 36 to 767 code for a protein of 243 amino acids. The record is from RefSeq and is a predicted model, not a curated record.
GGGAGCUCGAGUGUUCGGGUCACUGUGUGAACAGGAUGGUCUCAGUUCAGAGCUACACCAGGAGGAAUAUGCCUGGUUCUCCUCCCGCUUUACCGGGUUUCGGGAGCUCGGGAAAGAGCUUUCUCAUCGACAAUCUACUGCAGACGUCUUCAGCCCGCUCGGAAGGGACAACCGGGGGACACCUGCGACGAGCAGCAUGUGAACAUCCCAGAAGAACCUGGGGCCCUGAGCAUAGAGCCUUCCAAAGCCAGGCCCAGGGUCCCCAGCAGGUGAAAGACCUAGGAGGACAACUUCUGCCACACUCAGGUGUACUCAACAGUGUUUUCCUGCGGAGCCCCCAGUAUCUGCUGGCAUGCUGCGGUGGGUCCAGCCCCCCUCCCGUCUUCUCCAAGGGAGCAAAUCUUCGGAUGUGGUCUGCUGAUGUAAGCCCGAAAGUUCGCAGAGGGAUCCUUAGGAGGGCUGUGUUCUCAGAAGAACAACGGAAGGAGCUGGAGAGAACCUUUCGGAGACAGAAGUACAUCAGCAAGACAGACCGGAACAAACUGGCAGCUGAUCUCAGUCUCAAGGAGUCACAGGUGAAGAUCUGGUUCCAGAACCGACGAAUGAAGUGGAGAAACUGUAAGGAGAAGGAGGUUCAUAAUACCCGCUCCCCGAUGGACGAGCUCAUGGCCCGAGGUCUCGCAGAGGAAGAGGAAGAACCACCUCAGAAUAACACUGGCGCAAAGACACAGAAAUCGCCACCACACAAGAGUGUCAGAGACACAUGAGGGGCUGUAAUGAGUGGAGAGUAAAAUGGGGACUUUCUGACUUCCACUGGCUUGAAAAGGGCUUCAGUACAGGAGGGUUGUUUUAAAAAUGUGGAUGGAAUAUGCUGUCUGUGAAAACUAACACUGAUAAUGUUACCUUUUCUGUCAAGAAGGCAAGUGACUGUUUUGUUAAAACAUAAAUAUGAUUAGGCUCAACUGCUUGGUCAAUCAUCUUAUUGCGUUUCACUGGCUGCGGAUGAUCAAUUUCAUGGUUAUUACACUGACAAGUCUUUCCAGGAAGAUUCCUACUCUCCGAUUAUAAUUACAAUCAGUUAAAGGGGAACAUUUGUCACUUCAUUUACUGCAUUUACAAAUCAGACUUUUUUUCCAACUAGUAACU